Molecule: messenger RNA, 2876 nt
Organism: Oncorhynchus tshawytscha (Chinook salmon)
Lineage: Eukaryota; Metazoa; Chordata; Actinopteri; Salmoniformes; Salmonidae
Product: GRAM domain-containing protein 2A-like
Exons: 12
Coding region: 264-1232 (322 amino acids)
Biological process (GO): regulation of store-operated calcium entry
Cellular component (GO): organelle membrane contact site; extrinsic component of cytoplasmic side of plasma membrane; endoplasmic reticulum membrane
Molecular function (GO): phosphatidylinositol-4,5-bisphosphate binding
Source: RefSeq, a predicted model, not a curated record
AUAAGCCACUGCCCACUGCGCUCGCAGAUGCUCGACGCAACAAGUCAGCCAGCAGACAUUCCAUGUGCUCAGUGCUCCUCUGCCUUCGUUUUGACAACUCCGACAACCGCUUCUCCUCUUCCAGUCUUGUCUACCUUUCCCCACGGACUUCUUUACUAUCGAAGACGAUGAUGUGGACAUUCGGCCGAAUUUUGUCUUCUGUGAGUGCGCCGUGGAAAUGAUAUACUCGACAGCAUAGCUACCCGCAGCUUCCGCCACGGCUGAUGAUGAUGAUGACGAUGAUGAUGGACCAACAGGAGCAGAGUGAGGACAUCAGUGUCCUGAGCCCGCUGGAGUUGCUGACCGAGGCCGCCAAGGAGGACGAUGGGCACUGCCAACCACAGUUCAGGCUGCAACUGAUUGAUGACCUGACGUAUGAAGAUGUCAAGAAAUGCUACAGGGGCUCGACCGUCAGCAAGUACAACUCCCAGUACCACAAGCUGUUCCAGAGCGUCCCCAAGGAGGAGAUCCUUAUGAAAGUGUAUUCCUGCGCUCUCCUCCGAGACAUCCUACUUCAGGGCCGCCUCUACAUCUCCCGCAACUGGCUGUGUUUCUAUGCCAACCUCUUUGGGAAGGACAUCAAGGUGGCCAUUCCAGUGGUGUCAUUACGGCUGGUGAAGAAGCACAGGACGGCAGGCCUGGUACCCAACGGGUUGGCCAUCACCGUGGACACCAGCCAGAAGUAUGUGUUUGUGUCCUUGCUGUCUCGAGACAGUGUCUACGACAUCCUCCGGAGGAUCUGCACACACCUUCAGGUGAAUGGGAAGAAAAGCCUUAGCCUGAAGCAGUACUUGGAGGAGCCUAGCUCACUAUCUAUGGAUGAGUUCCCCGUGGUCAAUGACUUCCCUCCGGUGUUGAAGUGGAGGAGGAAGCCGUCCAUUCCGUCCGUGUCCUCGUCUCUCCCGGAUCUCCUUGGUAACUCCACCAGCAGUCGGCGUGCAGUGGACAUCCCCUACCUACCUACGGAGGUUCCACUGACAUUAAAGGAGCGGAGUCUGGAGACAGGGAAGAUCCUCCUGACAGAGCCAGUACCAGAACUGGGCCACAUGGAGUACCAACUGCUCAAGUUCUUCAUCCUGCUUAUCGUCCUGCUCGUCAUGUCCUCCUGCUACCUGGCCUUCCGUGUGUGUUGUCUAGAGCAGCAGCUGUCCUUCCUCAACACACAUCCCACAAUGCCCAUGAGAGAGAGGUAACACUUGCUGCAUGCUGCAUCAACAUUGGACAGAUGGUCUGUCAGUCACGGAGGUUCUCCUGGCAAUUGGGCAAACAGAGACUCUGUUUGUUUACCUGUUCACUCUGUCCCACCCUGUAGGUGUGGAGAAGUGCCCUGCUGGUUCAAUGAAAAGACAAUGACUUGAGAAAAUCCAAGACCUGAAGCCAAAACUGCAGUUAAAUAGACCGUCCAAUAGGGGGUGCCAGAGAGACAAGAAUCCUCUUGUCGUUCCCUAGAAAGACUAUGGACUGCAGACAAAAGACUGGAAUGGAUGGAGGAGGAUUGGAAGUAGAUGACUACAGAGUAGGUGUCAAUGGGACAGAGCCAACGGAGUUCAGCUGACCUUUGACCUCAAUGUCCUUGUUUUACUCGGAUUCUGACAAGGAAUUUUACAAUACCAGUCAACUGAUCAGACACUUCUGUAUCCAGGAUUUUAGAGACAGAGCCUGUUGUCAGACACACGGAGCCUGUUGUCAGACACACGGAGCCUGUUGUCAGACACACGGAGCCUGUUGUCAGACACACGGAGCCUGUUGUCAGACACACAGAGCCUGUUGUCAGACACACGGAGCCUGUUGUCAGACACACGGAGCCUGUUGUCAGACACACGGAGCCUGUUGUCAGACACACGGUGCCUGUUGUCAGACACACGGUGCCUGUUGUCAGACACACGGUGCCUGUUGUCAGACACACGGUGCCUGUUGUCAGACACACGGUGCCUGUUGUCAGACACACGGAGCCCUGUUGUCAGACACACGGAGCCUGUUGUCAGACACACGGAGCCUGUUGUCAGACACACGGUGCCUGUUGUCAGACACACGGAGCCUGUUGUCAGACACACGGAGCCUGUUGUCAGACACACGGAGCCUGUUGUCAGACACACAGAGCCUGUUGUCAGACACACAGAGCCUGUUGUCAGACACACAGAGCCUGUUGUCAGACACACAGGGCCUUUUUCAACAGGAAUAGACUGCACCCAGUAGGAGAGUUGCUACGAGAGAGACUGAAUAAAGAUUGAAUAUAAGAAGGCAGUCCGAUCAGGAACUCAACCUGACCUGGUCAACCAUUUCCAACCGUAGCCCACAUUGCAAUGUUUACUGUGCAUGGUCACCGAGACAUAACCGUUCCUGUAAUACUAAGGAAAAAUAGAAACUAUUUCAAUGGACACUAUUAUCAGAGGUUUAACAUUUCUGUCAGAAUUUGAAGAUGCUGUGCUCGAGUCUUGUCAUGCCAACUGAAAACAUGCUACUGUGUGUGUCAGGUGAGGUUGUGAAAGUGUGUGUGUGUGUAUGUGUGUGCGUGCGUGUUGUAUGUGUGUGUGUUUGAGUGUAUUAACCAUUGUUUGUGUGACUUAACAAGUGGCUAGGACUGUCUCAAGGUAGUCGGUAGCUUCUCCAUGUCAUGUAAUAAUAGAUAUUGACAGAAUUGUAAAGCCAUUGUCUGUGAAUCUGUGUUGGAUGGAGUGGAACUUUGGACGUGAACGGAGAGAAAGUGGUGAAAGUAUUGAGAGAGGAGAGAAAGACAGAGAGAGAGACAGAGAGGAGAGAAAGACAGAGACAGAGAGAGAGACAGAGAGGAGAGAGAGACAGAGAGGAGAGAAAGACAGAGACAGAGAGAGAGACAG